UGACUUGUGGGAUGCGGAGUAGCCGGCGGCAAGAGAGGCAGAGGAGGCUGACUGACAUAAGGAGAGGUGAAGCGCCAGGGAGCGGAGCGGGAAAUAAAAGAGGGACAGUGAUAAAACAUCCAGUGUUACAAUUAAUUCAGAGCAUCGCAGAAAUUUAGAUCUGCGCACACGGACAGCGGAUACCGAGCGGAAGAAAAAAAAAAGUUCAGAUCCCACGAAUCAGCGCGUGGGAGUGGGAAGCAGGAUCGUGACUGACUGAGGCAAGCUCCACUGUCUGUCUCGUUAUGGCAGGUCCUGGAGGUGACAUGCAGUGGUGCUUCUCUCAGGUGAAAGGAGCCAUUGAUGAUGACGUAGCUGAAGCGGACAUUAUAUCUACAGUUGAGUUUAACCACACAGGGGAGCUGCUGGCCACAGGGGACAAGGGUGGGCGUGUAGUCAUCUUUCAGCAGGAAAUAGAGAACAAAAAUCAGCCUCAGUUCCGGAGCGAGUACAAUGUUUACAGCACUUUUCAGAGCCACGAGCCAGAGUUUGACUACUUGAAGAGUUUGGAAAUAGAAGAAAAGAUCAACAAGAUUCGCUGGCUUCCUCAGAAGAAUGCUGCUCAGUUCCUGUUGUCAACUAAUGAUAAAACAAUUAAAUUGUGGAAAAUCAGUGAACGAGACAAGAGGCCAGAGGGCUACAAUCUCAAAGAGGAAGAUGGACGCUACAAGGACCCCAACACUAUCACAUCUUUGCGGGUACCAGUUUUAAAACCCAUGGACCUCAUGGUGGAAGCCAGUCCACGGAGGGUGUUUGCCAACGCUCACACCUACCAUAUCAACUCUGUCUCAGUCAAUAGUGACAAUGAGACUUACUUGUCUGCAGAUGACCUCCGCAUCAACCUCUGGCACCUUGAAAUCACUGACCGCAGCUUCAAUAUUGUUGACAUUAAACCGGCCAACAUGGAGGAGCUUACAGAGGUGAUCACAGCAGCAGAGUUCCAUCCUCACCAAUGUAACACCUUUGUGUACAGCAGCAGCAAAGGAACAAUCCGUCUGUGUGACAUGAGGGCUUCAGCACUAUGUGACAAGCACUCCAAGUUGUUUGAGGAGCCAGAAGAUCCUAGUAAUCGCUCCUUCUUCUCUGAGAUCAUAUCAUCAAUUUCAGAUGUUAAAUUUAGCCACAAUGGACGUUACAUGAUGACCAGAGACUACUUGUCUGUGAAGAUUUGGGACCUGAACAUGGAAAACAGGCCUGUUGAAACCUAUCAGGUUCAUGAGUACCUGAGGAGCAAGCUGUGCUCGCUGUAUGAGAAUGACUGCAUCUUUGACAAGUUUGAAUGCUGCUGGAAUGGCAAUGACAGUGUGGUGAUGACCGGCUCAUACAACAACUUCUUCAGGAUGUUUGAUCGCGGCCACAGACGGGAUGUAACGUUGGAAGCGUCCCGUGAAAACAGCAAGCCCAUGCAGGUCCUAAAGCCCCGCAAGGUGUGCACUGGCGGCAAGCGCAAGAAGGAUGAAAUCAGCGUGGAUAGUUUGGACUUCAAUAAGAAGAUCCUUCACACUGCCUGGCAUCCCCAGGACAACAUCAUCGCGGUGGCGACGACCAACAACCUCUACAUAUUCCAGGAUAAAGUGAAUUAACUACAGGGUGAGCUUGUCACAUCUGGCGUGGGUGACAUCACUUGUAGCCACCUGCAGCCUCACAACCUCAUCCAGGGCGAUCUGUGGUGGUAAUGCCGACAACCAGCAUCCCUGUCCGGCGCUACUGGGUGACCAGACUUUGCCACUAGCUGUGGUCAGAGGAGGACUCGCUCUCGCCCAUCAUCAGUCUGUCUGUGGCAGAGUAAUGCCUGCCUUGUUGUUAAGUGAUGUUGUGCCAAUUUAUUUCCCUUCAUCUUUUUUUGUUUUUUGUCAGCCCACUUGCCCUUUACUUUUCUAAUGUGGGUAAACAAGUUUAAUUUCCUUAAAAUUCUGAAUACAGACACACUUAUUUUUAUAAAUACCCCUUCCCUUGCCCAAAUGGCUGUGUGGUAGAAAUAAAAAUAACACUUAUUUAGUAUGUCCCCUUAUCCUGUGCCAUUGUAGUGUUUAUUUUUCUAAGAACUUGGCCUUUUUGUGUGUACACUUUUUUUUUUUUUUUUUUUAAUUAAGUUCAUCAGUUCUACUGUCUGUUCUGAGUAUCUUCAGAUUUCCUGUGUUUCAUUAAACCAUGCAUAUUCCACAACCUGCUGCUCAUGGAGCAUCAACACCUCAGCGGUUGCAGAAAUAGUUUUUUUUUCUUUUUUCUUCACAAAUUUGGUCCAGGGAGGUUUUUGUCCUGCUCACUGUUGCUGUCGUUGUGCCUCAGGCUCUGGUUGGCCAAACAGGCCCAAACUCAAUAAGAGCCACGUGUGCGUGCGUGUGUGUGUGCGCGUGUGUGUGUGUGUGUCGACAUUUCUUUUUUUUUUUUUUUGUGCAUUGGCUCCGCUUCCUCCUAUUUUUUUUUU
Messenger RNA from Archocentrus centrarchus (flier cichlid), 2467 nucleotides. It is a transcript of the gene ppp2r2ab, whose product is annotated as protein phosphatase 2, regulatory subunit B, alpha b. The transcript has 10 exons. Lineage: Eukaryota; Metazoa; Chordata; Actinopteri; Cichliformes; Cichlidae. Gene Ontology annotation, molecular function: protein phosphatase regulator activity; protein binding. The coding region runs from base 285 to 1622 and encodes 445 amino acids. Gene Ontology annotation, cellular component: protein phosphatase type 2A complex. The record is from RefSeq and is a predicted model, not a curated record.